UGCAAUCUCUUUCUCUUCAAUGCACAAUGCUAGGCCUUCAAGCACGAAAUUUGAGUCGAAUGAACUCUGACAAGGAAAACAUGGACCCAAGUUUCAAUUUGCCGAAGAAGCUUCGAAUUGUAUAUAAUGAUCCAGAUGUUACAGAUUCAUCGAGUGAUGAAGAAGAGAUUAAACUGAAGAAUAAAAUUUUGGGUACUAAGCGUGUCGUCAAGGAGAUUUCAUAUUCAGCUGUGCCACGUGAAUUUACAAGAGAACAUGAUGUUUCUGAAUCUAAAAGAGUUCGAAAGUUUUCUUCUAUGUCCAAGGGUGUUCGUAGAAGGCCUUGGGGAAAAUUUGCUUCAGAAAUCAGAGAUCCUUUCAGAAAGAAGCGGCUAUGGCUUGGUACUUAUACUACUGAAGAGGAGGCUGCUGCUGUUUAUCAGACAAAGAAACGAGAGUUUGAAGUUAUGAUGGCAGGUGAACAGGAGGAUAACAGCUCAUUCACAGUUAAAUCUGAAGAUACUAAUUACUCGCAACUAUCUCCUUCCUCUGUGCUUGAUGAUGUUUCAGUCAAUCCAGUCAUGAAAGAACACGUAGUGAAGAAAGUGGUAAAAGAAUACAAAAUUUUUCAAGAACCCAAAACUGUCAAACAAUCGGCCUCCAUUAAAGAUGUCCAUGCCGAUUUAUGGAAAGAUCAGGCUUCUGUUAUGGAUUUGUGGGAACUUCCAUCUGACUCAUGGAAGGAGACCUUCGAGCCGGUGUCGGCUAAAGAUUCAUGGAAAGAUGAGGCUUCCGUUGUGAAUUUGUGGGAACCUCCAUCAGACUCAUGGAAGAAAACGUUCGAGCCGGCCUCGAUUAAAGAUUUAUGGAAAGAUGAGGCUUUCGUUAUGAACUUGUGUGAACCUCCAUCGGAGACAUUCGAGCCGGCAUCCGUGAAAGAUUUAUGGAAAGAUGAGAAUUCCGUCAAGGAUUUGUGGGAACCUCCAUCAGCUUCUGAGUCAUGGAAUGAGCUUUUCGAGUCGUGUGUUGUUGAAAAUUAUAUGAAUCUUUGCUCAUCUGUCCUUGAGCGUUGCAUGAACUUUUGGUUGAAUGAUAAUGCUGCUAAUAAUCUGCAACCCCUGGUAGACAAUGCCAAGGAUAAGUUUAUUAACCUGCCAGACAUUACAUUCGAUCAUAAAACUAUGGCUUGGCUGGAUGAAAUUGUUCUUCAAGCUUGAACUUAUCUUAAAGCAGGGGAGAGUUUUGGUUUGCCUCUAUGUUGUCAGGAGACAUCCAAAGUUUUGUUCCUCUCCUCUCCUGCUGCG
Messenger RNA from Theobroma umbraticum, 1283 nucleotides. The record is from RefSeq and is a predicted model, not a curated record. Lineage: Eukaryota; Viridiplantae; Streptophyta; Magnoliopsida; Malvales; Malvaceae.